Daphnia magna is the source of this 1956-nucleotide messenger RNA. RefSeq names its product sphingomyelin phosphodiesterase. Gene Ontology annotation, molecular function: acid sphingomyelin phosphodiesterase activity. Bases 83 to 1858 code for a protein of 591 amino acids. Gene Ontology annotation, cellular component: lysosome. The transcript has 9 exons. The record is from RefSeq and is a predicted model, not a curated record. NCBI's taxonomy places the organism in Eukaryota, Metazoa, Arthropoda, Branchiopoda, Diplostraca, Daphniidae. Gene Ontology annotation, biological process: ceramide biosynthetic process; sphingomyelin catabolic process.
UAGCUGAUGGAUAUCUGACAAAACAAAAAUGCCUUACCUGCGUCCUCCGUGAACGCCUGUCAGUAGUGAUCUUCCACGCAAGAUGAUGCGCUGCCUUCCUUUUCUCUUUGUUGCCCUAGUGGGGAGCUUUACGCUACUGAAUGGUGCACCGGCCCCUGCCCUACCAGAAGAAUUGGAUGAUGCCGAGUUUUACACCGAAGAUGGUAAAAACGUCGUCACCUGCGCCCUUUGCGCCACGGUGGUCGAAGACGUAAUGAUCCUCCUUCAGAAUGGCACCGUAACAGACCAGCAAAUCAUCGACUACAUCAUCGACACCUGCGCAAAGUUGAAUGUUUUUACCAAUCCUGAUCAAGUGUGCGGUGGACUUACGGCAAUCGCUUUGCCAACCAUCAGAUAUAUCUUUAGCACGGGCGUCGUCAUCCCUGGAAAUAUCUGUGGAAUGCUUCUACAAGGACAGGAGUGCGGAUUAUCCGAUCCAGAGCCUUUAGAAUGGGCCAUUGCACCCAGCUCAAAUCCUAAACCACCUUUUAAUGAACCAAGCCAGCCACCGCCAGAUUCACCAACGAUUAAAGUAUUGCAUUUGGCCGACAUUCAUUAUGAUCCGGAAUACCUUGCCGGAGCAAACGCCAUGUGUGGAGAUCCUCUGUGCUGUCGGGCUACGUCCGGCGAAGUCGUUAAUGCCACCGAUGCUGCUGGAUAUUGGGGAGACUAUCGAUCAUGUGACAUGCCCUGGUAUUUAAUUGAAGAUGCAGUCUCUCAGAUGGCGACGAGACACCCGGAUGUUGGCUAUAUUAUCUGGACAGGAGAUUUGACACCUCACGAUGUCUGGUCAACUGCCAAAGAGGAGAACAUCUAUAUUAUUGAUCGUUUGAUGACUCUGAUUACACAAUACUUCCCAGGCGUACCUGUGUACCCCACGUUGGGAAACCACGAGUCCCAUCCUGUCAACACUUUUUCUCCACCGGAGAUUACCGACCCCGAGUUAAGCACCAGUUGGCUGUACGAUGAAGCUGACCGGCAAUGGGCACGAUGGCUUCCGGCCGAAGUUUCCUCUACUAUCCGUUAUGGAGGCUUCUAUACUGCCCUUGUCCAACCGGGACUUCGUAUAGUUUCGAUGAACAUGAACUAUUGCUACACCUUGAACUACUGGACCUACUAUAAAUCACAGGAUCCAGCCUCCAGUCUUUUGUGGCUUAAUCAGAUUCUGGAAGAAGCUGAACUGAAUGGCGAAAAAGUUCAUAUUCUCAGCCAUAUUCCACCGGGCAACGGUGAUUGCUGGACUAUCUUUAGUCGCGAAUUUUCCAAGAUUAUUAACCGGUUUGAAUCAACCGUGGCUGCCCAGUUUUACGGGCAUACCCACAAAGAUGAAUACAAAGUUUUCUACGACACGGUUGAACUUACUCGGCCAGUCAAUGUUGCCUUUAUUGCGCCAAGUCUUACCACCUAUUCUAAACUCAACCCGGGAUACCGUACUUACACCGUUGAUGGUCAACGACCUGGUUCUACCUGGUCUGUGUUGGAUUUCAGCACUUUUAUCAUGAACUUGACUGAAGCUAAUCAACGAGGUUCAGAAGCCGCCCCUGUUUGGUCAGAACUCUAUCAGGCUAAGCAAGAAUAUGGUCUUACUGAUUUGACGCCACAGUCGAUGGAUAUGCUCUUCCAGCGGAUGUUAACAGAUGACGCUCUAUUUCAGCUCUAUUUCAAAAAUCACCACAAAAAUGCGGAUGAGGUUGUGGCAGAAGGUUGUACCAAUCGCUGCAAAUCUAACUUGCUCUGUCGCAUCGUUACGACCGACAUUGCUGACCAAAGCAAAUGUGAGAAUAUCCGCCAUCAGCUUUUCAGCCAUCCCGAAUUUUGAUCAAUUAUUUGCAAACAUGUCUGCCAAUUUGUUUUUUAAACUUCACUUACUCUUUACUUACUAAGAGAAAUACACUAUCACUAGAGUUAUAAGAUUAA